UUCCUUAUUUACACAAAACAAAGAAAAGAAUUAACGAUCUGAAAUAUCAAUCUUCAAAAAUGGCUUUGUCUGCCAAACCCAAGAUCUUCUCAUCUUCUUCUUCUCUGUUCAUCUCCCAAUCUUCACAAUCUUCAUCUUCAUCAUCAUCAAAAUCCAGUGCUCUUUCUUUCCUCUACAACUCAUCAUCAUCGUCAUCAAAACCCUCGAUCGAAUCCCUGAAGCACCAACGACGAAGCUCUGUUCAUGGCGGAAUCAAGAGCGUGCUCAAAACGACAGCACCAGCAACCAAAACGACACCGGAAAAGGACUCCUCCAGCUCCUUCUCCAACUACCCAGACAUUUCCAGACCGACCAUCUUGGUCUCCGAGAAACUUGGAGAAGCCGGUCUCCGAGUUCUGCGGGAGUUCGGCCACGUGGAGUGCGUGUACGACAUGUCGCCGGACGAUCUCUGCGCCAAGAUCUCGGCCUGCGACGCCUUGAUCGUGAGAAGCGGCACCAAGGUCACUCGCGAGGUUUUCGAGGCCUCCAAAGGGCGGUUGAAGGUCGUCGGAAGAGCCGGCGUCGGGAUCGACAAUGUGGAUCUGGCCGCCGCCACCGAGUUUGGUUGUUUGGUCGUCAAUGCUCCCACCGCCAACACCGUCGCCGCCGCCGAGCAUGGGAUUGCGCUCCUCGCCGCCAUGGCUAGGAACGUUGCUCAGGCCGAUGCUUCCAUCAAAGCCGGAAAAUGGGAAAGGAACAAGUACGUGGGAGUGUCAAUGGUGGGAAAGACGUUAGCAAUUAUGGGGUUUGGAAAGGUGGGAUCGGAGGUGGCGAGGCGUGCGAAAGGGCUGGGAAUGCAUGUGAUUGCGCACGAUCCAUACGCAGCUGCCGACAGAGCCCGUGGCGUUGGGGUGGAGUUGGUGUCGUUCGACCAAGCCAUUUCCACUGCCGACUUCAUAUCUCUCCACAUGCCUCUCACUCCCACCACCUCCAAGCUCUUCAACGACGAUACCUUUUCCAAAGUCAAAAAGGGUGUUCGGAUCAUUAAUGUUGCAAGGGGUGGUGUCAUUGAUGAAGAUGCUUUGGUCAGAGCCCUUGAUGCUGGACUUGUUGCUCAGGCUGCGCUUGAUGUGUUCACACAGGAGCCUCCACCCAAGGACAGCAAGCUGGUGCACCAUGAAAAUGUCAUUGUCACACCUCAUCUCGGAGCUAGUACAAAAGAGGCACAGGAAGGUGUGGCCAUAGAAAUAGCAGAGGCUGUAGUGGGAGCUUUAAAUGGUGAACUCUCUGCAACUGCUGUCAAUGCACCAAUGGUCCCCCCUGAGGUUCUAUCCGAGUUGGCUCCAUAUGUAGCUCUAGCUGAGAAGCUAGGAAAGUUGGCAAUGCAACUGGUGGCAGGAGGGAGUGGAAUCAAAUCUGUGAGAGUUGUUUACAAAACAGCCAGAGACCCAGAUGACUUCGACACAAGGCUUCUCCGAGCCAUGAUUACCAAAGGCAUCAUAGAGCCCAUAUCAGCCACCAUUGUCAAUCUUGUCAAUGCAGAUUUCACAGCCAAACAAAAAGGCCUGAGAAUAAGCGAGGAGCGAGUGAGGGUGGAUUCGUCCCCCGAGUUCCCAGUAGACUCCAUCCAGAUUCGAAUCUCUGGUGUGGAGUCUAGGUUUGCUAGCUCAGUUGUGGAGAAUGGAGAGAUAAGCAUUGAAGGGAAGGUCAAGUAUGGUGUGCCUCAUUUGAGGUGUGUUGGGAACUUUGGUGUGGAUGUUAGCCUUGAAGGGAACCUGAUUUUGUGUAGACAAGUUGACCAACCUGGCAUGAUUGGCCAAGUUGGGAACAUAUUGGCUUCACAAAAUGUCAAUGUGAGUUUCAUGAGUGUGGGAAGAACUGCUCUUAAGAGAAAGGCCAUUAUGGCAAUUGGUGUUGAUGAAGAGCCAAAUAAGGAAACCCUUUUGAAAAUUGGACAAGUUUCUGCCAUUGAAGAGUUUGUGUUCCUUAACCUAUAGAGAAAAAUUUUGAGCUAUGAGAUGGUCAAAAUGGAUUGUUGGAAAUUCCCAAUUGAAUAAAAGGGUUACUAUGUAGAACUAUUGUGUGUCUUUAGUUCUAAGGCAAGAGUGCAUGUUAGAAUUUUUUUUUUUGUGUGUGUCUAAGUGUAUUUUUCAUUUUUUUUUGGGUGUGUCUAGUGAUCUUUUGUAGUAUUUCUCCAAUAGAUAUGGGAGGCUUUUGUGGCUAUUUUAGUACUAUCCAAGUUGAAUCAAUGUAAUUGUAAACAAUUACAUUUGUUGAUUUAUCUUUUCUUUGUUCA
Messenger RNA from Humulus lupulus (European hop), 2275 nucleotides. Its product is annotated as D-3-phosphoglycerate dehydrogenase 2, chloroplastic-like. NCBI's taxonomy places the organism in Eukaryota, Viridiplantae, Streptophyta, Magnoliopsida, Rosales, Cannabaceae. The transcript has 5 exons. The record is from RefSeq and is a predicted model, not a curated record. The coding region runs from base 60 to 1976 and encodes 638 amino acids. Gene Ontology annotation, biological process: L-serine biosynthetic process. Gene Ontology annotation, molecular function: phosphoglycerate dehydrogenase activity; NAD binding.